Paecilomyces variotii is the source of this 1391-nucleotide messenger RNA. RefSeq lists its product as hypothetical. Lineage: Eukaryota; Fungi; Ascomycota; Eurotiomycetes; Eurotiales; Thermoascaceae. The record is from RefSeq and is a predicted model, not a curated record. The transcript has 2 exons. The coding region runs from base 84 to 1109 and encodes 341 amino acids.
AGUUCAAUCUCCGUCCGCUUGAAAACGCCAACCACCACCAGCGCAGCAACCACUAUUUGCGGUGGUUUUUUUUUUCGCCCAAAAUGCCUCACAAGCAUAAGAGACGGAAGAAUGAUGAGUCAGCCUAUGACCUCCCGCCCUCCACGAUCGCAAAGCCUCUUCCUGUGCGCGAAGCGGAACUGAAGAAUAAGAAUAAGAAUAAGAAUGACAACAAAGAUAAGAAGAAUACCGAUGUCGCGAAUGGGGCUGCUACAAAUAAGAAGAAAAAGUCACGAGCUGGUGGUGGCCUCGUGGACGACACACCCAAGGCAUUUGCGCGGUUAAUGCAGCUACAGAAGACGGGCCGGAUGCCAUCCGGGUUGGACGAUGGGUCAAAAACCAAGAAGCGCAAACGGGAUGGUGCAGGCGAUGAUAAUAACGAGAAGGCUGCGAAAAAGGCCCAAGUGUCGGCGUCUUCGAAAGACAAUCCUGCAAUCCCGAAGAUUUUGCCGGGUGAGAAAUUGUCGGAUUACUCUGCGCGGGUUAAUAUGGCGCUGCCACUGUCUGGGAUCAGUAAAUCGAGAAAUCCGGCCUCUGGAGAGUUGCCGAAGUUGAGGGAGACACGGCAGACGAAGCAUGAGAAGCAUCUACGACGACUACAGAAGGGAUGGAGAGAGGAAGAGGCAAAGAUCCGAGAACGAGAGCAAGAAGAACGUGAGGAGCGAGAGGCAGAGAUGGAGGAGCAGUUGGAUCUGUGGAAAGAGUGGGAGGCUGAGGCAGGCAAGAAUAAGGCGAAGAAGAAGGGAAAUAAAUCCAAGAAAAAGAAGAAGGGCAAGAAUGGACUAGACUCUGACAUUGAUGAUGACGACGACGAUGACCCAUGGGAGAAGCUGAAGGAACGAGAUCGUGCCUCAAGACCUGCCAACCCCUUGGAGGUGGUACAGGCGCCGCCGCAGUUGAUAAAGCCACGAGAGGUGUUCAAGGUGCGAGGAGGUGCGCGAGUCGAUGUCGCCAACGUGCCUAAUGCGGCCGGAAGUCUUCGAAGAAGAGAAGAGCUGGCCGGUGAGCGUAAAAGUAUUGUGGAGGAGUACCGAAGACUCAUGGCGGAGAAGAGGCAGCAGGGCUCAUGAUACCAGGGGGGAAAGAGUUCUCCCUUCUCUCCACGAAUUUCAGCGAUCUAAAACUUCUCUGUUUUCUGUCGUAUAGCAUUCUGGUAUAAUGGAAAUACGGUUCUCAUUUCACGGGGCCAAGGGCGUUAGGGGAAACUUCUAUGAUCCAUCUGAUUUAUAGAUUUCCUGGAUCUGCGGUAUGGUGUACAUAUAACCAUGGAAUUUCGAAAAUAGCUGUCGCGCGUGAAUAGUACUACUCAUAAUGCAAGUAUCGCCUCGGUCCCUGGGAUACUUCCUUUUCUA